CUAUUGAUUGAACAUGUAGUCAUCCUGUGGAAACAGCAAAAAUCUAUUUAAGAGCAUUUUGAAAUUGUUAAAAGAGUUAGUCGUAUAUGGGCAAUUUAAAAAGGUCUUUAUUUUGGAAGGCAACAUCAGAAUAACUUGAUAUUGAUAUGGUAUCAAUGUGGGAUUGUAUACUGUUGAUCUAAAGUGGAAUUACCCUGUGGGAACAGCAAUUUUCUAUUUUAGAGCAUUUUGAAAUCACUCAAAGUCUCCCAUAGGGACGUCCCAUUCCGAUAUUGAUAUCGGAUAUUGGCCCAAAACCACUGUGUCGGAUUAUAUCGGACUGCAUCUAAAAUCUCUGAUAUUAGUAGUAUGUUCCGCUUUAAAUUCUGUUACAUCAAUUCUAUCCAGCAGUGCCCAGAUCCAGCAUGCAAAGUCCAUGUGAUCAGAACAGUGUGUGCUAUUAAAGUAGCAAGGGACAAUGUUGGUAAGGUGGCUGUAUUUUUCGUUAAAGUCCGAAAAAGACAGUUUGACUCAGUGCAACACUUGUCAUGCACAAGUUUCCUUUGGUGGAACAGAACUGGGGAAGUUUAAUACGUGCAACAUCAUCGUGCAUUUGAAACAGGAUCAUAAAACAUUGCAUGAAGAUUUUUGCAGUGUGCGAAAUUGAAACUUUAGACACUCAACUUGUAGCAGUUGGUGAGUGAACAAUAUUGUGUUUUUUUCCUUUUGUCCCUAAACUCAGCUGUUCACAUUUAUGAAACUAAAAGUUAAUAAAAAUUGGUCAGUUUUUAUACUUACUUUUGCUGGCUUUUGUUUUCUUUUUGAGUAAAAUCACUUAAUCAAGCCUUUUAUACAUUCCACACUUUGAAAUAGGUAAAAGUAUGUAUGUUUUGCGCUGAUAUCAUAUUGGAUUGAUAUCGGUAUGGGGAAGGCUGCAGUAUCCUAUCGGAAGUGCAAAAGUUGUUACAUGACACCCCUAGCCUCUCGGGUUUACUUAUGUUCUUGUUUUUCUUGCAGAAAAGCGAAUGAAGGCCUCCUCAUUUUAAGUCAAGAAGAAACUAUGCCAAUAUCCAUACGACAGCUGGCCUACGUGUCUGGCCUUGGCUUUGGCUUCAUGAGCGGAGCCUUCUCUGUGGUGAGCAUCCUGGCUGACUCUGCAGGACCUGGGACCGUUGGGAUCCAUGGAGACUCACAGCACUACUUCCUGUCCUCAGCCUUCAUGACUAAGGCCAUCAUCCUGCUCCACAUGUUCUGGGGUGUCGUGUUCUUCGACGCCUGCGAGAGGCAGCGCUUAUGGGCGGUCACUGCAGUCGUCGUCAGCCACCUCAUCGUCUCCUGCCUGGUGAUGGAGUCGCUGACUAGACAAAUGCUAACGAAACUUUCAGAACCCACUUGAGUCUACAUGAACAGACAGGAAUGCUUAUAGCUGUUCCACAGGAAGUGAGCCAAAACUUAGAAAAGAUGGAGCAUGACAUACAUUUUCGUAUUUGACCAAAACAACAAGAACUUUAUGAUUUCUGAUCAUUUCAGUUUAAAACUCGUGACGGGCCAAAUGCUUUUGGGAACAAAGAGGCCAACCUUUUGUGAAAGGGU
Nothobranchius furzeri (turquoise killifish) is the source of this 1572-nucleotide messenger RNA. The record is from RefSeq and is a predicted model, not a curated record. Lineage: Eukaryota; Metazoa; Chordata; Actinopteri; Cyprinodontiformes; Nothobranchiidae.